Messenger RNA from Xiphophorus hellerii (green swordtail), 2070 nucleotides. RefSeq names its product interferon-induced, double-stranded RNA-activated protein kinase-like. The coding region runs from base 1 to 2070 and encodes 689 amino acids. NCBI's taxonomy places the organism in Eukaryota, Metazoa, Chordata, Actinopteri, Cyprinodontiformes, Poeciliidae. The transcript is spliced from 19 exons. The record is from RefSeq and is a predicted model, not a curated record. Gene Ontology annotation, biological process: eiF2alpha phosphorylation in response to endoplasmic reticulum stress. Gene Ontology annotation, cellular component: nucleus; cytoplasm. Gene Ontology annotation, molecular function: double-stranded RNA binding; ATP binding; eukaryotic translation initiation factor 2alpha kinase activity.
AUGGAUUCUGUAAACUACGUAGCGAGGCUGAACGAAUACGCACAAAAAGAGCGACUGGAGCUGCGGUAUGAGGAAGUUGGAUGUGUUGGACCUGACCACAUUAGAACGUUUACCUUAAUAGCUGUUGUGAAUGGAAAGCCAUAUCCUGAAGGUGUGGGGAAGAACAAGAAAGAAGCCAAACAGAGCGCUGCUAAAAAUGCUUUGACAUGCUUGUUAGAUGAAACUUCAGUUUCUACAGGAAGUGUUGCAGAAGUUUCUUCUCCUCGGGUUCAGGUGAAAACUAACUACAUGUGUUGGCUGAAUGAAUAUGGGCAAAGUAAUAGGCUCAUGAUAAGGGCUGUGGAGAAAAUCACACCUGGACCCAAUAAUUUAUCUCAAUAUUGUAGGUUUGUGGUGGGAGACAAGGAGUUUCCAGCUGCUUUUGGGAAAACCAAGAAGGAAGCCAGGGAGGAAGCUGCCAGGCUGGUGCAUCAUGAGAUAUUAGGCAAUGAAACCUUAGAUACUGGAGAUGAUCGGGACAGCGGCACAUCAAGUCUGCCUUAUGAGGAAGUUGUCUCAGAUAUCAGUAAUCGUGCCAAGCGGUUGAGCCUACAGUCUGAAGACAGCAUUCUCACAGAAACAAACUUCAUUGGACUGGUCAAUUAUUACUGUCAGAAAACAAGGAGCACCUGUGCGUUUGUAGAAGAGAAUAGAAGUGGCCCCUCUCAUAACCCAAUAUUUUUCUACAAGUUAUUGAUUAACAACGUGCAGUACUCCGUUGGUGAGGGCAAGAGCGUCAAGGAUGCCAAACAGAAUGCAGCUCGAUUGGCCUUGUCUGCACUGAAGGAGCGGUCAGACUGGGACAGCAAGGUAGUUGGGUCUGAUGAUUGCACACAAGCCAAGCAGUCCCCUCCAACAAGCACACUGGACUCUGGUCACACAAAAUCAGGCCUGGUGAUAUCAGCCACAAGCGAAUCAAUUGUUUUUAUGGAUCCAUCAAACCCACCCAAAGAUCAGGUGAUAAGUCCAGUUGUGAAGCCUAAAAUAAAAAUUGCUGCAAUUUUUCCAAAUGCCAAAGACAACAGUAAAGAGGAUAUGAUAAAUUUCAAAACCAAUCAGAGAGGAAAUCUUCAGAGUGUAAAGUCACCAACUCAGACAGUUUCAAGUUUCAGUAGAUUUGAAACAGACUACGAAUCCAUACAUCAACUUGAUAAAGGAGCUUUUGGUCGCGUUUUUAAGGCGAAACAUAAACUGGAGGGAAAAUAUUACGCUGUAAAGAUUGUGCGCUACAAAGAAAAAACUCUGGAGGAGGUGAAGGUUUUGUCGAAGCUGAAUCACUGUAACAUCGUUCGGUACCACUCCUGCUGGCUGGAGGACACGGCCUACUCCUGGGACACUUCUACUGACAGCAGCAGCGCUUCACAAUCUUCCAUUGACCUGUCUAUGAAGUAUCUCUACAUUCAGAUGGAGUUGUGUGAGAUUAAAACACUGCGGGUUUGGAUAGAUGAGAAAAACAUCCAGAAUCCUAAAAAAUCCCUCAGAGACUCCAGGCGAAGAGAAGAGAGUGUGGAUAUUAUGGUGCAAAUGGUCAGCGGAGUCGAGCACAUUCACUCCAAUAUGCUCAUCCACAGAGACCUGAAGCCCGCUAACAUCAUGUUCAGCCGGAACGGCACAGUGAAGAUCGGAGACUUUGGUCUCGUCACAUCUGAGAUUGAAGAUGAUGCAGAGAACCAGAAGGAGAGAAGAGGCUACAAAGGAACUCCAUCUUACAUGGCACCUGAGCAGAAGGAACAGAGGCUUUAUAACCGGAAGGUCGACAUAUUUGCUUUGGGUCUUAUAUUUUUUGAACUCCUUUGGAACAUACCCACUAUCCACGAGAAAGAAAAAAUGUGGACUGAUGUAAGAAACCAGAAGCCUCCUCAACUAUUUCUGUAUCAUUUUUCUCAAGAGAGCCAAAUGAUAAAAUCGAUGCUGUGUGGUAAACCAGAAGAGCGACCAGAAGCAAGUAAAAUAAAAACAGAUUUAGAGCAGCACAAACAUUUGCUUGCAGAACUUAAAACCAAGCAGCGUGACAGCAGGACAGUAAUCUGA